GUGGUGACAUUAUGGUACAGAGCACCAGAAAUUCUUCUGGGUGCAAGGCAGUAUUCUACCCCUGUUGAUGUGUGGUCGGUUGGUUGCAUUUUCGCCGAAAUGGUGAAUCAGAAACCCCUAUUUCCUGGUGAUUCUGAGAUUGAUGAACUCUUCAAGAUUUUCAGAAUUAUGGGCACUCCUAAUGAAGAAACCUGGCCAGGUGUUUCUUCGUUACCUGACUACAAAUCAGCUUUCCCCAAGUGGCCGUCCGUGGAUCUCGCAACUGUGGUUCCAACACUCGAACCUUUGGGACUUGAUCUUCUCUCUAAAAUGCUCUGCUUAGAUCCAACCAGAAGAAUCAACGCCCGAACCGCCCUCGAGCACGAGUACUUCAAGGAUCUGGACGUAUCCUCGUAGAUCACUUGCCCUGCUCCUCUGUAAAUUAAGAUCGCGUCGACUGAUCGACAGCUUCCUGGAUCGUGUACUCUGUGCUCCUUUCUCUCCUAUUCUUUCUGACUCUGGCUGUGUAGAGAGAAAUGAGAACGGAGGCGCCUCCUGAUUCACCCUUC
Messenger RNA from Triticum aestivum (bread wheat), 548 nucleotides. RefSeq names its product cyclin-dependent kinase A-2. NCBI's taxonomy places the organism in Eukaryota, Viridiplantae, Streptophyta, Magnoliopsida, Poales, Poaceae. Gene Ontology annotation, molecular function: cyclin binding; cyclin-dependent protein serine/threonine kinase activity; ATP binding. Gene Ontology annotation, cellular component: cytoplasm; cyclin-dependent protein kinase holoenzyme complex; nucleus. The record is from RefSeq and is a predicted model, not a curated record. Gene Ontology annotation, biological process: regulation of meiotic cell cycle; signal transduction; G1/S transition of mitotic cell cycle.